AAAAUAAAUAAACAUUACAAAAAAAAAAAAAAAAAGAAAAUGUUUAAAAAAAAAAACUAUUUGAAGCUAGCCUCAUUCAUGUAUAGGGAUCAAUAAGGAUGAUAUAUCUUUAAAAAAUGUUAACCCUAACCCCAAUUCUUAUCACCCACAGAGGAAAGAUGCAACAUUUGUCUAGAAUGAUCCCGAGGCAACCUUGUGGUCUUAUCACAUUAAAAGUAACACUUUGAAGUCAACCUCCUUUGUUUUCGGUGGCCUAACAGAGAAAAGUCCCACGGAUGCCAGAACUCAUCCAAUUCUGAGUGGAUUAGAGGGGAGGAAAUGGGUGGGAUGGGCGGGGAGCAGUGCUAAUAAAAGGCCCUCCUGGGAGAUCUCACUUCAGAACUGCUGCUGGGACAAGACCUGGGGCCAGAGGAGAAGAGACGGGGGCCAUGGCCGAACACUUUAAAGAAGUAAGCAGGUGUCUCGUGUGCCUGGCUUACCUCGAAACGCCCGUGUACCUGAAAUGUGGCUACGUCUGCUGCCUGCGGUGUCUGGAUUCGCUGCAGAGGGAGCCCGACGGGGCGGGCCUACUGUGCCCCUCCUGCUCCGUGGUCUCUCAGAAGGAGGACAUCAGGCCCGGAAGCCAGCUUGGGAGGCUGGUUGCAAAGAUCAAGGAGUUAGAGCCCCAGCUGCGAGCUGUUCUGCGGAUGAACCCAAAGAUACGCAAGUUCCAAGUGGACGUGACCUUGGACGUUGACACGGCCAACGGCUACCUCGUCAUUUCUGAGGACCUGAAGAGUGUCCACUGCGGGUAUUCCAGACAGAACCGGACGCCCCGGGCCGAGAGAUUCGACUAUGCCCUCUGUGUGCUGGGCUCCCCUGGGUUCUCCUCUGGCCGCCACUAUUGGGAGGUGGACGUGGGGACCAGCAAGGAAUGGGACGUGGGUGUUUGCAGAGACUCUGCUCAUCGGCAAGGGCCGGUUCUGCUGUCCUCAGAGUUUGGCUUCUGGACGGUGGGUCUGAGGACCGAUCUCUUCCAAGCCGGCACCAUGCCUGUGACUGUUCUCUCGGUGAGCCCCCGGUUACACCGCGUAGGGGUCUUCCUGGAUAGGAAUUUUGGCACCGUUUCCUUUUACCACGUUAGCGACGGAUCCCACAUUUUCACAUUCACUGAAAUUCCUGCCGCGGAGACGCUGCGUCCGUUUUUUGCUCCUGGGAAUCCGACCACGGACGGUCGAGAAGUCCUGAGAAUCUGCCCUGUGAGGAGCCCAGGCGUUGCCGGCAACCCCGCGGGUUCUGGGCAGAGCAAACGAACCUCCGAUACAGAACAUUUGUAGAGAAUUCCCGUGUGCUCACAGCCGGAGCCGGGAACUCUCCUGCCGGUUACGUGCGUGGUGCAGACGUGGCGGGAAAACACGCAACGGCUGGUGAAUCGUGAAUGCUAAUUACAUGAAAGAAAGCAUUUAAGCAUCAGCACAGUUGUUUCUCUGGGGACUCGUUCCUAUUUCUGUUCCGAUGACUGGGUUCUGGGUUUUCAGAUCAGUUUCUGAGUGUUUUUUUUAUUUUCUGCAGUAUUAACUUAGUGUGUAAUGGAGGUUAUAAGGGAAGUAAAAACUUGGAUGUGACCC
Messenger RNA from Leopardus geoffroyi (Geoffroy's cat), 1607 nucleotides. It is a transcript of the gene RFPL4A, whose product is annotated as ret finger protein like 4A. Gene Ontology annotation, molecular function: protein binding. NCBI's taxonomy places the organism in Eukaryota, Metazoa, Chordata, Mammalia, Carnivora, Felidae. The transcript has 3 exons. The record is from RefSeq and is a predicted model, not a curated record. Bases 429 to 1316 code for a protein of 295 amino acids.